AUGAAAGAGAUUUGGCUCAGAAAUAAUUUAUCAAAAGAUACGACAGAAAUUUUAUGUGCCGCGUAUGUUAUUUCCUUAGUGCCUGUUCAAUUUAUUUUGGAUGCUCAUUCAGAGUUUGCACUCCUUGCUGCAAAAAAUGAGGAAUGUAAAAAUUUUGCUCACGAGGUGAUGCAAAUAAUUUCAAAAAUGGGAUCAAAAAUUAGCAUCGUUGAUAAAACUUUACCAACUUAUAACAAUGUCUUUCAAAUUUCGGAAAAACAAUUUGAUUUAGUCAAAAAGAGCAAAUCACCUGGACAAUUAGUUGAAAAUCUUGAUGAUUUACUAACAGAGCGACAAAAAACUAAGACCAAAUCUGAAUUUUGCAAAAUUAUGGAAGAUACGAUUCAUAAAUUGCAAGAUGUCCCUAGGUUGACAGCCAAAGCAGCAUUUAAAAUAAUGCAUGAUAAAGUAAACAAAAUUUUCAAACCCACAAAACUUCCACCGUUGGCAAGACUUAGAAGAAUAAAUGUAGAUUCUCCCGCUGAAAUUGAAGAGAGUAACGUCGAAGCAACACCAGAGACGCAAACAAAAGAAAUGGAAGACGCAGAAGAGGCGGAAGGUGUCAUUGUAGCGGAAAUUACUAUCCCCUCUGAUAUAAUAUCUGAUCCAACCGACGUUUUUCUACCAAUAGAUGCGUUACACCUGAGCCAAAUUUCUGUAGACAGUUACAUUGAUACUAUAACAACUGAUCCAGAGAACGGCUUUCUAUCAGAAGAUGCGAUAAACGUCAACCAAAUUACAUUUAAUAAUGAGAUUCGCAGAAUUAUCAACUUUGAUAAUCUGGAAAUGAUAAUUGAUGAAAAUACAGAGAAGGAAACAGAUGAAAAUGAAGAAAACUCCAAUGGAAGCGAGAUUAAUCAGCAAUUGACAAGUCAACAGGAGCUUAUAGCUGCAGAAAACUCGGAAAAUAAACAAAAAGAGGCAGAUGAAGAAAACUACCAGAAGUCCAAUCAGCAAAAGUCUACUGAUGUAAUGAACUCGAAAUAUAAAAACCACAAACAUAACAGGAAACCAACAUGGAGGUCAACAUCCUAUAAGUUAAAAAACUUUUAUAAAGUUCAGAUUCCUCAAUGGCAACUAAACCCUAACCAACCCCGAUGGCAACCAAGCCCUAACCAUCCCCGAUGGCAACCAUACACUCAACAUCCCAGAUGGCAACCAUAUCCUCAACAACUCAGAUGGCAACCCUAUCCUCACCAUUCCCAAGGAAAUCUGCACACUCAUUAUCGUCGAGCAAGAAAAUGA
Messenger RNA from Leptopilina boulardi, 1284 nucleotides. RefSeq lists its product as uncharacterized. The transcript has 11 exons. The coding region runs from base 1 to 1284 and encodes 427 amino acids. The record is from RefSeq and is a predicted model, not a curated record. NCBI's taxonomy places the organism in Eukaryota, Metazoa, Arthropoda, Insecta, Hymenoptera, Figitidae.